CAUGACACCACUAGUCUAUCCGCUAGCGCCUGCGGUUUGAAUUGACAUUGAGGCUCGAGCUUCUGAUCGAGCUUGUCCCUCGCGCACUGUCGCCAUCGAAUCCACACCGUUGCGUUUACCAAGCAUCAGAAGCUCUCUUUCUAGGGACGUCAGGCCUCCCGACCAGACGCUAUCCCUCCCGGAGUCCCGACCAGGGGCCAUGGCGUCUGCUGCUAACGAAUCCGGGCCUCCAUCCACUCCCCCUCCGGGUCAGAACCAGCCUGUCGGCGCGUCUGGCUCCGAUACCCCUCCCGUUGGUGUUCCCGCGGCCGGCACCCCUUCGUCAUCACCAGCCUCAGCCGCAGCGACGGCGGCGGGCGCGGCGGGCGCGGCGGUUGAGGAGCAGAUAAUGGAUCUUGAGUCGUACGCCGCGAAUUAUUCCGGCCACACGCGCAUCGUACGGCUGCGAUUCAUUGCGGAGCGCUGCGCCGCGAUUGGCCAGACGGCGAUGGAGCUGGAAGCGCUGCGAAUGGCGGCGGAUGAGUUAAAACGGGGGGAGAACAGCGCGGCUUAUAAGGAGGUAGUGGCGAAGAUCGCGGGCCGCCUGGGGCCUAAGUACGAGCUGGACCAGGAGUGGGUGGAUGCGGUGGAGCGACGGGCGGCGCAGAAGCAGGAGAAACUCGAAAUGGAGUUAAACGGGUACAAGACGAACCUGAUAAAGGAGUCCAUCCGCAUGGGGUACAACGACUUGGGCGACUUCUUCUACUCUAGAGGCGACCUUCAGCAGGCGUUCCGCUGCUACGUGCGCACGCGCGACUACUGCAUCACCAGCAAGCACACCAUCGCCAUGUGCUUGAACGUGAUUGUAGCGAGCGUGGAGCUGGGGCAUUUCGUGAACGUGAGCAACUACGUGCAGAAGGCGGAGAGGGGCAUGACGGACCCCAUCGUGCUCGCCAAGCUCAGGAGUGCUGCUGGGCUGGCGAGCCUAGAAGGACGCAAGUACAAAGCCGCUGCUAGGAAGUUUGUGGGCGCCAGCUUUGACAUGGGCAGCAGCUACUCCGAGGUGAUCGCGCCUCAAGACGUGGCUGUGUACGGGGGGCUCUGUGCGCUUGCGUCCUUCGACCGCGCUGAACUCAAGAGCAAGCUGAUAGACUCGGUCAACUUCCGCAACUUCCUUGAGCUCGUGCCAGAGGUCAGGGAGCUAAUAUACGACUUCUAUGCCAGCCGUUAUGCAUCUUGCCUCAAGUAUCUCGACAAGCUCCGCCCCGUUCUAGAGCUGGACCUGCAUCUGCACGACCACGUGGCAGCACUGUACCAGCAGAUUCGGCAGCGCGCACUCAUUCAGUACACUACUCCGUUUAUAUCCGUCGAUCUGCGCACGAUGGCUUCGGCUUUCAAUACCAAUGUGGCGGCAUUGGAGAAGGAGCUUGCUGCGCUUAUAAUGGAUAACCAAGUGCAGGCCCGCAUCGACUCUCACAAGGGCAUUCUGUACGCUCGCCAUGCUGAUCAGCGGAAUGCAACGUUUCAACGAGCACUAUCUGCAGGCAACGACUUUCAACGAGACACACAUGCUCUGCUGAUUCGGGCAAGCUUGUUGCGAGCUGAAAUGGGCACUAGGCCACAGCGCCUUUCUGGUAUAUAAGGAGCAACGUGGUGGAGAGUAAUCUUCCAGGAAUUGCCCUAAGCUUGUUUAGACCUUUAAGGGCUCGCUUUUAAAAUGUGUGUUACAGGAACAGGUUUCGCCAGGUUCGCCAGGACUCUGGCUUGGACGAACCAAGUUCAGUGUUCUGUUGUUUCUGCAGCUGUGUCAACCCUGCGAUUCGGCUGUGCGGCGUUCAGGUGGCAUUUCAUUUCCAAGCGAAGUUUGGUGGAAGCGAACCACUUUCAAACCGAUGAUUUAGGCUCGGCAAUGAGUGGUCUGGAUAAAUUGUCCUUCGCAGAGCCUCCGUUAGUGUCACACCUUCAUGGCAUUCGUGUGACCUGUCGUCGGCUUUGGCACCCGACUGUAACCCGCUUUCAAGGGUCGCCGUCAUCAGGUUCGCCGUUGCUCGUUAUGGCGAGGUUAGGAGGUGAG
This is a messenger RNA of Closterium sp. NIES-67, 2053 nucleotides long. NCBI's taxonomy places the organism in Eukaryota, Viridiplantae, Streptophyta, Zygnematophyceae, Desmidiales, Closteriaceae. The record is from the annotation of a GenBank genome assembly.